AUGGACGACAAGAAAAACAAUCGGACAAACUCUUUUCCCAGGACGAAGGCCACAGCCCCACGGCAAAACGACAUUAUUCUGGGCCGUGGAAAGGGCACCCAAAAUCACCCCGGGAACAUGAGAAUGCGAAAAACCCUGUCUCAAUAUAGGAAGCAGUACAUUGAAGCAAAACAUGGGGUGAAGCAGUGCGUCGUCAAGGAGGCGUAUCACGUACUAGUUCAGGGUGACGUCCGAUUCUUGAGGCUAGAUAAGGAGGAUAAGUGGGUCUUAGUUGACAAAGAGACUGCUCUGUUGAAAGUUGGUCACUGUCUGAGGGGCGCCACCAAGAAAGAGCAGCGACCCCAAUUGAAUCCACAGGCACAGAUUGUGACCGGCAAUAGGGGCGAUGAAGGGUCGAGUGGUCAACAUCAGAGUGAUAACAUGGGCGACGAAGGGGCGAGUCGUCAACAUCGGAGUGGUAACAUGGGUGAAGAAGGGGCUAGUCGUCAAUAUCAAGGAAGUCUAUUGGGUGAAUAUUCAACAGAUGUACUUUCUACCCUCCAGUCACCUUUGAGAAACCUCUAUGGUAUCUCCAUCCCAGCGCUCGGAUCGUUACCACAGAUGCUGUCGAGGGAAAGCAUUCAAAAUCAGUAUCCUGCUGCACAGCAUGAGCUGUCAGGAUGGAGCUCAUUUCGGAUUCCCAACGUCUCUUCUCGUGCCGAGUUCCUCGGGGCUCAUUCCAGGAGUGUCCCAGCCACACCCGGUGCUGAUGCGAUUCAUCUUGCUCUGAGGGCAGAAAUGUUGAAGGAAUGGCAACAAGCACAGGUGAUUGGCGCCAUGUUACCAUAUUGA
Cylindrotheca closterium is the source of this 831-nucleotide messenger RNA. Lineage: Eukaryota; Bacillariophyta; Bacillariophyceae; Bacillariales; Bacillariaceae. The record is from the annotation of a GenBank genome assembly.